Molecule: messenger RNA, 2301 nt
Organism: Solenopsis invicta (red fire ant)
Lineage: Eukaryota; Metazoa; Arthropoda; Insecta; Hymenoptera; Formicidae
Exons: 2
Coding region: 1-2301 (766 amino acids)
Source: RefSeq, a predicted model, not a curated record
AUGCUCGAAGCUACUAAUGGAAUUAGCGCACCGCCUUCAAAGGCAUCUCAGUCAGUUUCCAAACGCCAGUCCUCAUGCACAGCAACUAUAUGCCCAAAGUGCAAUUAUUGCAGUGGCGAACAUUUAAUUUACCGCUGCAAACAAUUUCUAGCUCUUCCAGUUCAGCGUAGAAUCACGGAAAUACGUAGCCGUAAGAUUUGCGCGAAUUGUUUACGAUCCACGUCGCACGUAGCUAAUAAAUGUGCUUCGGGCAGCUGCAGGGUUUGUCAAGCCAAACACAAUACUCUGCUACACUCAUCUAGCUCCGCAUCGGAAACAUCUGAGCACAACGCAAAUCCCGAUGAUACCAAGCCGUCCGGUUCUGCCACAGUUCUAGCGGCGCAUGCAUUGGGCUCGAUUAACAGUAGCUUUAGUAUACUAUCAACAGCCGUCGUUCACGCCUUCGACAUAAACGGCUCACCUCAUUCAUGCCGAGUACUUCUGGACUGCGGAUCAGAAAUUAAUCUUAUUUCGAAACGCUUUUUAGAUACUCUCGGGAUUAUUUCGCGUCCGUCUAACAUAACCAUUUCAGGGGUAAACGGAACGAUUUCUACAGCCAAUCAAAAGGUCAAUUUGAAAUUGCAAUCGCGCAUAAACUCAUAUACAGCUACAAUAGAGUGCAUCGUCGCGGACAAAGUGACAGACAGAAUGUCGGCACUCCCAUUGAAGCGCAAUAAAUUCCUCAUUCCCCACACGAGAUCAUCCCAUAUUACAAAAAACGCGGCUGGGCUGGAUUUUAGCAGGACGAUUGGGAGGCCUCGCAUUGCCUUCAAGGAUACUCGUACAUCAGAGGAAAAUUUUUGCGAACAGCAUUUCAUCAGCAAUGUCACACAGACCUCGCAAGGUCGGUACAUUGUCAAACUCCCCGUCAAGGAGCAUCUCAUCAGUAAUCUUGGAGAUUCUCGAGCCGCUGCUCUCAAACGAUUAUUCUUUCUAGAAAGACGUUUUCGUCGCGAUCCUCAAUUAAAAAUUCAAUACUCACAAUUCGUUGACGAAUAUCUUUCCCUGGAUCACAUGCGAUUGAUAAAUGCACUGCCCGAAGGAAGAUCAGUAAAUUUUUAUUUGCCUCAUCAUUGCGUAUACAAGGUAACCGAUCAGUCUUCAAAAUUGCGCGUUGUAUUUGAUGCUUCUUGCAAAACAAUCAGCGGUAUCUCUCUAAAUGAUGCUUUGAUGGUGGGCCCAGUCAUUCAGCAGGAUUUGGCAUCCAUUCUGACGCGUUUUCGUAUUUUUCAAUACGUUAUUUCUGCCGAUAUUAUCAAAAUGUACCGGCAAAUUUUGGUAGAUCCUUCACAAGCAAGUCUGCAGAGAAUUCUUUGGCGCAGCGAUCCCAAUUCGGAUAUCCAGACGUACGAAUUAUCGACUUUGACAUACGGUACAUCAUCGGCAUCAUUCCUGGCAACCAGAUGUCUCAAGCAUUUGGCCGAACAACAUGCUUCCAUUUACCCUGUUGGCUCCACUUGUGUCCAGUGUGAUUUUUACGUUGACGACAUGCUAUCAGGGGCGGAUACGAUUGAGGAAGUCAGUCGUAUUCGGGAUGAAACAAUUCAAUUGUUGCGUCGAGGCUCUUUCAAGCUGAGCAAGUGGGCUUCUAAUUGUCGCAAAUUGCUCGAAGCAGUCGACAACAGAAAUGGCGAAGUAGUCAGCAUAGAUGAUCAAAGUAAUUCCUCUAUUCUAGGAAUUCAAUGGAAUCAAAUCAGCGACACCUUUCAUUUUUCAUGCAAGCUUAAUACUACUCCUGGAGUUGUAUCCAAGCGUGUCAUUUUAUCAGAAGUUUCAAGGUUGUUUGAUCCUCUCGGCCUCCUCGGCCCAGUUAUUGUUACGGCAAAACUCAUUUUACAAGAGCUGUGGCAGUCCGAGGUCCAUUGGGAUGAAUCAGUACCUCAAGAUAUUCAUUCUCGUGGGUCAAAACUUAGAUCACAGUUGUUCGACAUCAAUCAGUUGCAAAUUCCACGCUGUGUCAAGCCAAAUUCAAACUCCACCGUCAUUCAAGUACAUGGUUUCUGCGACGCUAGUCAACGAGCUUACGGACCUUGCGUGUACAUUCGCGUCGAGCUUGGACUAGGAAAAUAUCAAUUUGAACUAUUAUGUUCGAGAUCUCGCGUUGCUCCCCUCAAGGCCGUGUCUCUGCCCAAGCUGGAAUUAUGCGCUGCCGUUCUGUUGGCAAGACUGAUAGGUGGAAGAGUCGUUAAGCUUCGCACGCAUUCAAACAUUUCUCUGGUCGGAUUCCACGAUCACGUUAAACUGGAUAACGUCUUCGUCUAG